Molecule: messenger RNA, 1076 nt
Organism: Spodoptera litura
Lineage: Eukaryota; Metazoa; Arthropoda; Insecta; Lepidoptera; Noctuidae
Gene: stops
Product: SOCS domain-containing protein stops
Biological process (GO): intracellular signal transduction
Source: RefSeq, a predicted model, not a curated record
CGUGUUUGUAAAUUCUUUUUUUUAAUGUGUAUAAAAUGGAUUCGUUCAUGGAAUAUUAUUUUGACGGAGUGUUCAGUAAUUUGGAUCGCGACUGUUUGAAUGAGAGGUUCAAACGGCGGGAAUUGGUCGAGUAUUUCAAUACUGUCAUUGCUGGCUGUGCUAGAGGUCAAAAUCACUCGGACAACACAUCAUGCAAGAACUUCGUGAUAUCAGCAUUACGCUACCACAACAAUUGUAAGGCAAAGAACGGAGAUGUGUGCCUUAUGGGGAAGUACCAUAACCUUCUAUACGUCGCCAUGAAGCUGGCUUUUGAUUGGAGCUUGCAGGACAAUGGUGUGGUUGCCGCAUUAUUAGAUGAGCUGUACGCUUGCGAGAGGACUUUUGAAAGGAUAUUUUUGGGUGCAAUUUUCGGCACAUCAGCCCCCUACUUCUUAGCUGGUUGGAAAUCUGACUUCAUGGACAAAGAAGAAAACGUUCACGCUCUAGUUUUCUUUCUAGAUCAUGCAACUAACGCUAACCUUGAAUAUGAAGAAAAUGGAAAAACCUAUCGGUUUAUUGACGUGCCUUUGGAAAGUUGUGGACAUGCUUCCCCAGUAAGAGUUGUCAUACAAAUGGGAGCAUCAGAAAUGCUGAUGAUACUUCUAAGAUUUGGAGCCAGGAUAACAUCAGAUGUGGUCUCAACUAAUCCUAUUGAAUCCAUCUUGGAUCGACUCAAUGAGUAUAACAGAAAAUAUCCGUAUGAACUAGUAUCUUGUCUGAAAUUGGCUAUGAGAGCUGUUCCAACCAUCACUUUGUCAGUAGACAAAGAAGUAUUAAAGCACUUGGAACUGCCUGAUGACUACAAUUACCAAAGAAAAUUGAUGUUGGAGAAAUAUGGAGAUAUUUUGAGUGAUCACUUGGUACCAGCUUCCAGAUGUGGACUAAAACCAGUUGAGUUGAAGCAUUUAUCGAGGUGUAAGAUCAGGCAAAUCUUAUGGAGCAACUUUGAACUCCCGUUCGGAAUACAGAAGCUACCUAUUCCAAUAUCUUUGAAACGAUAUUUAGAUUUGUGUGAAGAUUAAAAUGUUUUAUUUGAU